UUUCUCAGCGCCAUGGCCCCAGCCACCCGCCCGCUCCUCCGCACAGCGAUGCUGGUGCUGCUGCUGCUGCUGGCCACCAGCCACCAGGCUGCAGGGACAGUUGUGGCCAGUGAGCUGCGCUGUCAGUGCCUGAGGACCCAACAAAGGAUCGAUUUCCAGGACAUCCAGAGCUUGAAGGUGACGCCCCCAGGUCCCCACUGCACCCAGACAGAAGUCAUAGCUAUUCUCAAGGAUGGUCAGGAAGUUUGCCUCGACCCUGAAGCCCCCUUGGUUCAGAGGAUCAUCCAAAAGAUACUGAAGACGAGCGCAUCUACUAGAGCUGAGGCGUCUGCUCUACAGCACAGCCGCCACAGGCAGAGGCCACUGGGGUCAGGCUGUACUCAGAAAACCCAGGAGAAAGAAGAAUUCUGUGCACCUACUAAAGAAAUCCGUUUUCUCAUGACAGCAUCAGGUCCAGCUGAGCCAGGAAAGGAGGAAGCCCCUGAUCCUGAUGAAGGACCUGCCUUCUAA
Molecule: messenger RNA, 510 nt
Organism: Peromyscus eremicus (cactus mouse)
Lineage: Eukaryota; Metazoa; Chordata; Mammalia; Rodentia; Cricetidae
Product: C-X-C motif chemokine 3-like
Exons: 4
Coding region: 13-510 (165 amino acids)
Biological process (GO): neutrophil chemotaxis; antimicrobial humoral immune response mediated by antimicrobial peptide; inflammatory response
Cellular component (GO): extracellular region
Molecular function (GO): CXCR chemokine receptor binding; chemokine activity
Source: RefSeq, a predicted model, not a curated record